AUGGUAGACAUCUGGCACUACCAGCCGAAUGCCGUGUGUGUGUGUGUGUGUGUGUGUGUGUGUGUGUGUGCUCCCCCAGGUGGUAAACAUGAGAAAUCGCGGUUGGCGUCUGAGUGCUCCUCUGCAGAGACGCAGUACGGGAAAUGUGUCCCCGAACACGGAGACUGUGGAGACGGUCUGAGAGAGGCGACCUGCAAAGAUCGCACCGACAAGAUUCACUGCAAGAUCCCGUGUAACUGGAAGAAGGACAUCAGUGACUGUAAGUAUAAGUUCGGCCCGUGGGGAUCCUGCGACGGCGACACCAACACUAAGAGCCGCUCAGGAACUCUGAAGCGAGUGCUGUUCAACGCCGAGUGUCAACCCACCGUCUCGGUUUCCAAACCCUGCUCCCCCAAAAUGAAGAAGACCAGAGGGGACAAGAAGUCGACCUGAAGCACGAAGAGAAGACGCUGAACAAUCUUCUUCAUCGAACACAAACGACCCGACAGACUCGUCCAAAACACACCAACCUUUGACUGUAUUCUGAUUUGAUGUUCUUGUGUUUUUUGGAUUCAAGCUUUCCCAGAAUCCUCCACUAGAUAAUAAUCAUAAUAAUAAUAAUAAUGAUGAUACUUCUGUCCCUCGUAGCUUAUAGUUUGUUUUAACAGUACAUUUAGUCUUAAAAGCUUUUUUAAAAGUAGCUAAAGUUAAAUUAACAUCCAAGAAUUGUUCUGAUUGGCUGUGAAAACUCUCGUGAUGAUCCAGACUCCAUACGUUGGAUUAUAAAGAGUUCUGUUUUACUCAAGUUCAGAACCUCCUUUAAAAACUGUAUGAAAAAAAUAAAUUAGGAAUUGGAUGAAUCUGUAAUG
Messenger RNA from Sander lucioperca (pikeperch), 848 nucleotides. RefSeq names its product midkine-like. Gene Ontology annotation, molecular function: growth factor activity. The coding region runs from base 1 to 432 and encodes 143 amino acids. The record is from RefSeq and is a predicted model, not a curated record. The transcript is spliced from 4 exons. NCBI's taxonomy places the organism in Eukaryota, Metazoa, Chordata, Actinopteri, Perciformes, Percidae.